AUGGGGCCCAAGAAGAAGUCCGAGGCCCGCGGAGGCCCCAAGCCCGGGACGAAGCAGGCCAAAGCUGCCGCAGAGAAAUCGGCCGAAAAUGCGAAGAAAGCGCAGACCGCGACGACAGACGAGCCCAAGAAACCGUCUGUGAAAGAGGUCAUUGGGGGCGCCUCAUGGACCGGCAAACUGCCCGUCAACAUGCUAUCGGAGCAUUGCCAGAAGCAGAAAUGGGAGAAGCCUGAAUAUACUAUGACGAGAACAUCGGAGGGGUAUGUAUCCUCAGUUAUACUGAAACGUGUCGAUCCCAAGACUCGAGAGACGGUUGUACUUCCUCCCAUGAAACCGCCGCCAUCACACAAGCAUCUGUCGGCUCAACCCACGGCGCUGGAGGCUCGCCAUUUUGCCGCUGCGUACGCUCUGUAUCGAGUGUGCAACAUGAAGAACCUGCAUAUGAUGCUUCCGCCGACGUAUAAAAAGCUGUGGAAGGAGGACUUCACGGACAUCAAGAGUGCAGAUAGCAGGGAAGGGAAAGGAUGGAUGUACGAGGCAGAUCCGUUCUUGGCUAAGCAGGAACGCGAAAUUGCCGCUGCAGACAUGGAGAAGAAGCGAAAAGAGCGAGAGAAGGCGGCGCAGUCGAACGAGAAAGAUGUCACUGUUGACCUGGGCCUGGGCCCGAGUAACCAGAACAAAGGGAAGAGGAUCUGGUCACAGGCUCCAAAGGUCGAUAUGGGAAAUAAAGUUCGUCGCGAAAUUGAGAACCUAUUACGGCAGCAUACAAUCUGGAAUCCCUAUAAUGUGCAGAUACCGGACUCCGAGCGCAACGCUAUCAUCGAAGAGUUUGUCGGAUUGGGUUUCCGUCGGAGCCAUAUGGAAGAGGCUACUGCUGCCUGCAAAGAUCGCGAAGAGGUCCUGGAAUGGCUUCUGAUAUAUGUCCCGGAGGAUGAUCUCCCACGGUGGUGUCUACCUGAGAGGUAUUCCGCCGGCGUUACUCUGGCUAGUGAUGACCUUGCUAGGGAGGCUAAGAUCAAGCGGCUGUCCUCCAUCGGCUAUCCAACUGAUCUGUGCACACAGACUCUGGACAGUAAGCGCGGGGAUGAACUCGCGACUGCAGAGUUCCUACAGAGCAUCUUAGUGCAUGGAGAAAGCUUUCCUGUGGAGUCGGUGUCUGUUGAAGACGACGAUUCCUGGUCGGAGGAGCAGGAUACUUUGGAAGCCAUUUUUGGAGAGCGCUACACCCGCGUAUCAUCCAAAGUCUGCGAGAUCAAAAGCGAGGCGCCGAAUCUGCCUGAGUCUCUAUCUUUCAGAUUCCAAAGACCAUCUGGAGCAUAUCCAUCAUGCGUGCCCGUAAUUGCAAUUCUGGCAAACGGCAUCCCAGCUUAUAUACGACUUAGCGCGAUACGACAAGCUGUGCAAUAUGCGGAACAAAAUUUCUUGGGAGAGCCGAUGAUUUUUAACAUUAUCGACUGGCUCGAAUCUCAUCUACUGGGUAUCAUAGAGAAUCCCGGCAAACUGCGAGAUAUCUCAACAGUGACAGCAUCUCCUUCCACUGCCGGGUCCCUGUCCGGACUUCCCACCCGGCAAUCGCGCAAACAGCGCAAGAACAUCGAUUGGCGACCAGACUCUCCCCAAAGUAUCUCCAUUCAAGAAGCUUGGAGGGCCAGACAGUCAACUUUAGCGCAACAGGAAAUGAUUCGAAAGCGCGAGUCGCUCCCCGCGUGGAGGACUCAGGAUGCUAUCGUCCGUGCUGUGGGCGAGCAUCAAGUCACAAUCAUUUCAGGUGAAACGGGAAGCGGCAAGAGUACUCAGUCAGUGCAGUUCUUGCUGGAUGACAUGAUUGAACGAGGUCUUGGUGCCCUCGCCAACAUCAUUUGCACACAACCACGGAGAAUCUCAGCGUUGGGUCUGGCAGACCGAGUCAGCGAUGAGCGUUGCUCAUCCGUUGGCAAAGAGGUCGGCUACGUCAUUCGAGGAGACUCAAAGAUGAAACCUGGUGAGACCAAGAUCACCUUCGUGACUACUGGUGUGCUACUUCGUCGUUUGCAGUCUGGCAGUGGCCCGGAUGGGGACGUCGCCAGUUCCCUCUCCGAUGUCACUCAUGUGGUUGUGGAUGAAGUUCACGAACGGAGUCUUGACACGGAUUUCCUUCUUGCCCUGCUGAGAGAUGUGCUGCGUUACCGAAAGGAUAUCAAGGUGAUCCUGAUGAGCGCUACCCUGGAUGCAGAUAUCUUUGUAAGAUACUUUGGAGGCCGCGAAAAGGUUGGUUUAGUAAACAUCCCUGGGCGAACCUUCCCAGUCAAUGACUAUUACCUGGACGAUGUCAUUCGGGAUACCGGAUUUUCCCCAGAAUUAACGGAAAGGGGCUUUGAGGAAGACACGAUCUCUUCUUCCCAGUCGGAUGAACCCUUGGGCAGGCUCCUUCGCAGCUUGGGCAUGGGCAUCAACUACGAACUGAUCGCCUCUACUGUCCGGUACAUUGACUCUCAGUUGGGGGAUCAGCCAGGGGGCAUAUUGAUCUUCUUACCUGGUACCAUGGAAAUUGACAGGUGCCUCAAUGCUGUGCGGAAGAUACCCAACGUCCAUCCACUUCCACUACAUGCAUCCCUCCUUCCCCCAGAGCAGCGACGCGUCUUCCUCAGCCCUCCAAGGGGGAAGAGAAAGGUGAUUGCGGCCACCAACGUCGCCGAGACCUCGAUCACCAUUGAAGACGUGGUCGCUGUCAUUGACACGGGGCGUGUCAAGGAAACUAGCUACGACCCGAAAGACAAUAUGGUGCGGCUUCAGGAGGUAUGGGCAUCACAGGCAGCAUGCAAGCAACGACGGGGUCGAGCUGGUCGUGUGAGGGCAGGGUCCUGCUACAAACUCUACACACGCAAAGCCGAGGCGAGCAUGCCUCAGCGACCCGAUCCCGAAAUCCGCCGCGUACCUCUAGAGCAACUGUGUCUGUCGGUCAAAGCCAUGAAGGGCAUCAACGACGUGGCGACAUUCCUAGCGAACACCAUCACUCCACCCGAGAACGUGGCUGUUGAAGGGGCACUGAACUUCCUGCAUCGUGUGGGCGCCCUGGAUCAUGACAGGCUGACAGCGCUGGGACGGUACCUGUCCAUGAUCCCCGCCGACCUGCGGUGCGCAAAACUCAUGGUCUACGGCUCCAUCUUCGGGUGCAUUGACGCCUGCGUCACCAUCUCCGCGAUCCUGACGGUGAAAAGCCCCUUUAUAUCCCCGCGCGACAAGCGCGACGAGGCCGAUGCCGCCAAAGCAUCCUUCUCCAAGGGCGACGGCGACCUCCUCACCGACCUCGCCGCGUACCAGCAAUGGUCCGAUCGCGCAAAAGCAGAGGGCUACUGGCAGACACAGUCCUGGUGUUCUGCUAAUUUCCUCUCCCACCAGACCCUCCGCGACAUCUCCUCGAACCGCGCCCAGUUCCUCACCUCGCUCAAAGACGCCGGCAUCCUCCCCGUUGACUACACCGGCCCAGACUUCUCCGCCCCUACCACAACGGCCACAGACAGCCCCUGGAAUCGCAACAACGGCAACCGGAACCUCCUCCGCGCCAUCAUCGCCGGCGCCUUCCAGCCCCAGGUCGCGCAGAUCUCCUUCCCAGACAAGAAAUUCGCCAGCUCCAUCACCGGCACCGUCGAGAUCGACCCGGACGCCCGCACAAUCAAGUACUUCAACCAGGAGAACGGCCGCGUCUUCAUCCAUCCCAGCUCCCUCCUCUUCUCUGCACAGGCCUACUCGGGCUCCGCCGCGUAUCUCAGCUACUUCACCAAAAUGGCCACCAGCAAAGUCUUCAUCCGCGACUUGACCCCCUUCAACCCCUUCUCCCUCCUCCUUUUCUGCGGGUCCAUCAAUCUCGAUACCAUGGGCCGCGGCCUGAUCGUCGACGGCUGGCUGCGGCUACGCGGCUGGGCCCGCAUCGGUGUCCUGGUGUCCCGGCUGCGUCUCAUGCUCGAUGAGAUCAUCGCGGCGCGCAUCGAUAACCCUGGCUUCAGCCCGGUGGCGGAUGACCUUGGUGACAAGGUGAUUGCGGUUGUGAAGAGGUUGAUAGAGUUCAAUGGGUUGGAUCAGUAG
Aspergillus clavatus NRRL 1 is the source of this 4062-nucleotide messenger RNA. RefSeq names its product RNA helicase. NCBI's taxonomy places the organism in Eukaryota, Fungi, Ascomycota, Eurotiomycetes, Eurotiales, Aspergillaceae. The coding region runs from base 1 to 4062 and encodes 1353 amino acids. Gene Ontology annotation, cellular component: intracellular anatomical structure. Gene Ontology annotation, molecular function: ATP binding; protein binding; RNA binding. The record is from RefSeq and is a predicted model, not a curated record. The transcript is spliced from 3 exons.